Molecule: messenger RNA, 9512 nt
Organism: Megachile rotundata (alfalfa leafcutting bee)
Lineage: Eukaryota; Metazoa; Arthropoda; Insecta; Hymenoptera; Megachilidae
Gene: osa
Product: trithorax group protein osa
Biological process (GO): chromatin remodeling; positive regulation of DNA-templated transcription; regulation of transcription by RNA polymerase II
Cellular component (GO): nucleoplasm; SWI/SNF complex; brahma complex
Molecular function (GO): DNA binding; nucleosome binding
Source: RefSeq, a predicted model, not a curated record
UGGCAUAAUAGAUGCGACGCUGCUUUUGACGUUCGUGUACGAGUUUUUUUUGGUUCCUUCUACUUUGAAAACGGUAGGAAGUAAAAAUUGUUGGUACGGUGCUUAGUCCUGGAUAGUUUAACUGAGGAUGUGGUGGGAAGAGUUAAGUUCAGUAGAAGAGAUUCAAUUAAAAAGAAUUCCAAUUUCGAGUACAUAGUACGCGAGACACACGAGGUCCCGCGAUUGGCUAGUUUAUGAGACGACGAUGGCUCCGUGAGGAGAGAACAUGGCUGCGACGCAAGCCGAGAGCCAACAAAACGAUGUGAAGCUGAACGAGUCCGUGAAAUGCGCACAGAAACGUCCGCAAGUCGGUGGGAAUAGUGCGAGUGUUAAUACGAAGCAGCAGCUGGAUCCAGAGCCGGGUGAUAAAGUGCCCCGGGGCGCGGCCCAGCUGCUUAAAUAUGUGAAUCGCGGCGGGGACACGGGUUUCGAGAUGAGUCAAUACCGCGAGGACAUUGGUGGACACACUACCGGUGAAGUCAAAUCACCCAGAGAGGCUGGUCAAGCUCCUCAAGAAUCUGUCGGCAAACAAGAGCCCCUCGAUGCACCCGGGCAUCCAAACCAUCCCGGACAUCCGUUCACGUCGAAUGUUAUACGUGAUUAUUCGGAGGAGUAUACCAACAAAUCAAACGAAUUUCCCUCCAAGUCGUUGACCGAUUAUCCAGGCAAGCAAGUACCAGAGUAUGUGGGAAAGCAUGGAGACUUUCCAGGAAAACAGUUGGAUUAUCAUAGUAAACACUUGAUACAUGAAAGCGAAAGAGUUCAUCGGGCAGAAAUGGAAGAACAUUAUGCAGCCUCCAAGAUUGAGUCACGGCUGGCAUAUGUAGGGGCUACACCAAGUAGUUUUCCGGGGCAGCCAAGGUUUUUAUCAGGACAAAGUAUAUCGCAAGCUACUGGACCAACGCCUACGUUAAACCAGUUACUUCAAGCAUCGACACCUGUACAUCGGUUCCAUGGGAACUAUCCUGGAAUGGGACCAGAACCUUAUCAACAACCUUGGCCCAUUCAACGACCUCCGGUUGUCCCUCCAGUUUAUCCACAACCUGGCCAACGACCUCCACAGACGGGUUCACCAAGAUUACAUGCAGGGCCUGGAGGACCAAGUUCUCCAACUCCUAUGCCAUAUCAACAAUAUACGCAACGUUAUUCUUCUCCGACAAGACCUCAUGCACCGUAUAGUCAUCAUCAACUAAAUUCAUACACUACACAAACCAGCCACCCUUCUAGUUUAUACACAGAACAGAGGGGUUGGAAUCAAGGUGGACCUCCGAAUCCACCACCACCUCCGUCUAAUCAAGCUAAUCCUUCCAGUCAAUCGCCACAGCGUGCUCUUUCUCAAUCUCCAGCACCACCACCUUCGGCAUCACCACAACCACAAUCGACUGGCCAAUCUCAAAGUUUCCAUAAUCUGCAGCAACGGUCAACAACACCAAAUACUCAAGGAAUCGAUUCAGGGGAAUUGUCAGGACAAAACAGCAACGAUAGUUCGAAUGGACCUGCUUGCCCAGGGACACCAAAUUCACAGGGGAUGAGACCAACCCCUUCUCCUACCGGAUCUACAGGUUCUCGCUCGAUGUCCCCUGCUGUCGGUCAACAAAACGUUCAGAUGCCUCCACGUCCGUCAAGUAGCCAAUCAGAUGGUAGUGGACCAGCACGAAUGAGUCACUCUCCUAUGACAACUCAAGGAGCAUACCAGCAGCCAUUGGGUCCUUCACCACAUAUGCACAGUUACAAAAUGAAUAACACUGGUCCUGGGGUUGUUCAACCAGGGCCUGGUUCAGCAAGUCUUGGUGGAAUCAACCCAAUGGGUGGUGGAAUGGGAUAUGCAGCUGGUGGAACGGCUGCCGGUCAGCCUGGGGGUUAUCACGCGCAAACGACCUAUCCUCCUCCACGCCCACAUGUACAAUUUCCACAAGGAUAUCCGUCGCCAGCCAAUUCGCAACCACCGCCUAACAAUCAAUAUCAGGCUCCUAAUAGACCUAAUAAUUUGGUGCAAUAUCCCCCAUACACGCAUAAAAUGGGAUUUAACAGUGUACCACCUGGAAUGCCACCUAGCCCUGGACCACCUCAAGUGUAUGGAGGUAGUAGUACAGCAGGUAUGGUACCACCAGGUACUCCUGGAGUGACUGUAAUCGGUAACAUGGGCCCACCGGCAAGUUCUAUGGGCCCUCCGCCACCAUCGCCAAAUCAUGUCAGCAGUCAACCACCACCAACAAGCUCGGCUGUGCCACAUUUGCACACUCCUUCGGCUACACCACCUCUUAAUCACGAAGGAAGUCCCAUGCCGCCACCAAGUACUACUCCUAAUUCGCAUCCCACUUCGGUACCAACACCAACCAGUCACAGUUCUGCAGAUCUUACUGAAACUUCAAAUGACAGUGGAAUAACUACUACUGCUUCAGGUACAUCAGCGAUAAACGUUACAUCUACUUCGAGUGGUACUGUUACAUCGGUAAUAACAACUGGUCCUGACGGUACAUCUUUAGACGAAGGUUCUCAGCAGUCUACGUUAUCAAACGCAUCAGCAGCUUCUGGAGAAGAUCCAGCAUUUACACCAAAGGCCCGGAAAGAAAUGAUGGGAGGGUAUCAUAGUCAUCCAACUACUCCACAGAGUACAGUUCCAUCACCUGGAGCUGCGAGUAUUAAUUCGAUACACGAAGAAUAUCCCGAUAUGAAUAGUCCUGGUUGGCCGCGUACUCCUGCUAGUCCUGUAUUUAACAGUCAUGUGCCUCAAGACCCGUACAGAUCUAAGAAACCAGAUAGCUUAGCUAAGCUGUAUGAAAUGGAUGAUUCAAUGGAACGAAGGACAUGGCUGGAUAAAUUAGUUAACUUCAUGGAAGAACGAAGAACACCUAUUACAAGCUGUCCUACCAUCUCCAAGAACCCCCUCGACCUAUUUCGGCUAUACCUCUACGUGAAAGAGAGGGGGGGCUUCAUGGAGGUAUGCAAGGUAACAAAGAAUAAAACGUGGAAAGACAUAGCUGGUUUAUUGGGCAUCGGUGCAAGCAGUAGUGCAGCGUAUACACUAAGGAAACAUUAUACAAAGCAUUUGUUGGCAUACGAAUGUCAUUUUGACCGUGGUGGUGUGGAUCCUCAGCCUAUCAUAAACCAAGUUGAAGCUGGUUCCAAAAAGAAAGGAUCCAAAGGAACUGCCUCCGUACCCUCACCAGGGUCUUCCAAUUCACAAGAUUCCUUCCCUGCUGCUGGAUCGAGUAAUGCUUCCAUGGAUGGUUAUGGAAGCUAUCAGAGCGGUUACACGGGUGGUACACCUGGAGGACCUUCAUCAGACUAUACACCUCCUCCACCCAGGCCACCUAGCCAGAGUAGCGCUCCUUCGCCUCAUCAAGGCAUGCAACAAGGCAGUUACCAGAAUACAGGUUCCUACCAAAAUUACCCUCAGGAUCAGUAUAUUCGACCCCAAGGAAACACAUUAUCCCAACAAGGAGAAUUUAAUCAACCUUAUUCGCCGAGAUCACAUUAUUCACCUUACGUACCGGAUGUUGAUAGAGGAUACCCCGGCGGAAAUAUGCCACCAAACAAUGCUAGUGGACAGGAUUUAUAUAAUAGAUAUAGCAGUAGUCAGCAACCCGCAAAUUAUCCAGCAGGAACUCCACCUAAUGCAAGAAGUAACAGCUAUCCAUCUACGCCACAAGCACAUCCAGCUACUGUACCUCAACAAGCGGCGACUAGCCAGCCUUCUUCACCUUCGCAACCUUCUGCUGCUUCGUCCUAUUCUUGCCCCCAAGACUAUUAUCGACAGGAACAGGGUGGAUACGGAGCUCCUGGAGGGACACAGAUAUAUUCAGGUGGUACGAGUGGAAAUAAAAACAUGCCACCACCACCUCCAGGUCCAAACCCACCUAGACGUCAUCCUGAUUUUGCCAAAGAUCAACAGUAUCCUCAAUAUAAUCAACAACGACCAGCGUAUCCAGGAUGGCCAAAUACAACUAAUCAAUACAAUAGUAAUAGUGGAAAUAAUAGGGUUCAAUAUCCAACUCAGCAGCCACAAUCCCAAACACCGCAGCAACAGCAACAGGCACAGCAACCAACGCCGCCGUCUGCUUCCUCCACAUCUUCAUCCGCACUUGCUAGUAGUCAACAGUGGGGUAGUCAACAACCAAAUAGAGCAACGCCUCAACCAACAUUGAACGCUAUAGCGCAUGCUCCUCCACCGUGGGAUCAUCGUUACGCGAAUCAACCAUCUCCUCUUUAUCCUGCACCUGGGAAUCACCAGAAUCAACUUGGAAUAAAUCCUAUGAUUAGCCAACAACCUACUUCGAAAAGAGAAAUGACAUUCCCUCCUGACAGCGUGGAAGCGGUAACUCCGCUUCUUUACAAACGGCGGAAACUUACACGCACCGACGUUGCUCCCGUGGAAGCUUGGCGCAUCAUGAUGGCGUUGCGAUCAGGUUUAUUGGCUGAAAGCUGCUGGGCUCUUGACGUACUAAACAUUUUAUUAUUCGAUGAUUCUUCUGUAAGUUAUUUUGGGUUGGCGCACUUGCCCGGGCUGUUGGAUGUUUUGCUGGAACAUUUUUCACGUUCUUUGUCCGAUAUGUUCGAAUCAUCGGUGAACGAGGACGACCGAAUUUGGAAUCAAGCGGCGGAUGGUCCCGAAGUUGAUCUUGGCGCCGUGACUCGUCCCGUUGAUCCCGAAGAUCGAACCAAAUUACUUUCAUCGGCAAACUAUACGUUUUUAUCGAGACGUGGUCGUCCGGUAAAAAUCGUUCCAAGAGACGACGACUUGUUCGUGCUAGACACACGGAGGAGUUGGGAUCAUCAAGACUGCGAGCCAGAAACUGAACCUUGGCAGGUCGACAGCGCCACCACCAAGUACAUCGUCACUUGUUUUCAGUCCGAAAUAGGAUCAGUACCGUUCGCCCGUCUUCUCAGAGACGAAAAACCACCUUUACUUCAGAAGGAAGUAGAAUGCACGGAUUCAAAGGAUGAAACCAAAGCAGAGCCUGGUACCCUAGAAGCAUCCGAGUUUCCGCAUAAAACUGCCGAACAAACAGACGAAAAACCAAAAGAAACCAACAACGAGAAAAAGCAGUUAGACAAAAAGAAAAAGACGAAGACCUUAAGCGAUGUUUUAUCGAGGAUUAAAAAGGAACCGGUAGAGAUGAACGAUCUUACGAGGGAACUGUUCGAGAAGAAAAACGACGGAUUCAAGAAGGAGUGCGAGAUAGAAGCGAAAGUAAACAAUAACGUGGGCGAGCACUUCGCGGAUGUACAGAAAUCUGAAGAAGAAGUUGUUCCGACACAAAACGGGCUGAGCGAGUCAGGGACUAACAUCGAGUUAGAGAAGGUCGAAAUUAAAGUGGAGAACGAGGAGCAAGAGCCAGUAACGAAUGACGAUAAUAAGGAGGGACCAAGAUUAAACAUAAGAGAUCCGGCAGGAACGUUGAAAAGAAGACGGGUAAGCGAUUACGAGGACGAAAGUUACUCAAGGGACGAGGCGAGUUUGUAUCUCGUUACAGAGACGCAAGAUAACCUGGCUCGACGUUGCGUUUGUUUGUCUACUAUUUUAAGGAAUCUCACGUUUAUCCCAGGCAACGAAGCCGAGUUCGCGAAGAACAUAACAUUUUUAAGUCUUCUUGGGAAACUGUUGUUGCUACACCACGAGCAUCCAGUCAGGACACAAAAAACCCGCAAUUACGACCGAGAGGAGGACGCAGAUUUCGCCGAUUCUUGCAGUAGCUUGCAAGGCGAAAGUGAAUGGUGGUGGGAUUUCUUGCAUCACAUAAGAGAAAAUGUGCUUGUGAUGGCAGCGAACAUAGCCGGACACAUGGAUCUAAGUCAACAUCCGGAAGAAAUAUCCCGGCCGGUUCUGGACGGUUUAUUACAUUGGGCGGUAUGCCCAGCCGCGCAUGGUCAAGAUCCUUUCCCAACGGUUGGACCUAACUCUUCUUUGUCGCCGCAAAGAUUAGCGCUGGAGGCUUUAUGCAAGCUUUGCGUGACGGAAUGCAACGUGGACUUGGUCGUUGCAACGCCUCCCUACUCGAGACUACAGAGACUUUGCUCCGUACUCACCAGGUUACUUUGUCGAAGCGAGGAGCAAGUGCUACGCGAAUUUGGCGUGAAUCUACUGCACUUCUUGUCCGCGGCGGACAGUGGCGUAGCCCGUACGAUCGCUCUGCAAACGCCGUGCGUGGCUCUGUUGGUGGCAUUCAUCGAGCAAGCGGAAUCGAGCGCGUUGGGUGUAGCGAAUCAGCACGGAUUGGCCGCAUUGCGCGAUAACCCUGAAUCGAUGGGCACCAGCUUGGAUAUGCUGCGACGCGCCGCCGGCACGCUGCUUAACCUCGCCAGGCAUCCUGAUAACAGAACUCUGCUGUUACAGCACGAAUCACGAUUACUCGCCUUGGUGAUGAGUCAAAUAUUGGAUCAGCAGGUGGCUGCGAUCGUUGCUCGUGUAUUGUUCCAGUGUUCCAGGGGCACGUAACUUUGUUAAGACGGUAUUUCCUUUUUGAUCCGCGGGUGUUUGUUUGUUUAGCCCCCUUGUGCAAAAUGAUCUUUUUUCUUUUUUAAACGAGACAGACAGCUAAUACGAGCUGCUAUUCGGUAGAGAAUACAAGAGAGACCGAUAUGUAGAAAAGUAGAACGAGUGCGGGUGAGCGCGCGCGCGAGAAAGAGAGAGAGAUAGAGAGCGAACGAGCGAGCGAGAGGGAGAGAGAAAGGAAACAGAAAGAGAUGAUAUAUUAGCAACGAGAGCACAGCAAGAGAAGAAGAAAAAACGCGGGAUUAGAGUGCGGAGAAGGAACAAAGUGUCGAUAUAUGACGCCAUCGCAGUGUGGUUGUAGUUUUAUAUCGAGUAAACCGGAGAAGUAUAAGAAAGUUAAUUAUCGGUGUUAGCGAGUUAAGGUAUGCUGCGACACGACCGUCGUACCUGUCGAGUGUACCUUUCCUACUUCGUGAAUUGGAAUAAUAUCGAUAGUGUAAGAUAUUUCAUAGUUAAUGAAGAAAAGGACUGCUGAAGAAAAGAGAUAUAACGUUCAGGAGAGAGAAUAGAGGGGUAGUGAUAGUGUUGGAGAGGGUAGAGGGAGAAGAGAGGGAGAAAACAAAGAUGUUGAAACGAUGACAGAGAGAGAAAGAAAAAAAACAAAUGAUUAGCAGCAUAAUAAUAUAUUAAAACAAAAAAAUGAAAUGAAAUGAAAUGAAAUGACGAUUGAAACAAAACUAAAAAAUCUGUUUGACGAACCUAAAAUGGUGCGAUGUGGAAUGAUAAUAUAGGGUGACGAUUAUAUAUAUAAAUAUUAACGAUAAUAUAAUGCAAAUUUUUAUAUUUGCAUGUUUUGUGCUGUAAUUAGCGAGUAAUUAAGAUAUUUUGUAGAUAACACACACUUCCAUUGAAUCUUAUUCGAACCGCGUUGCAUCGUAAAAAUAACAAAAGAAAAAAAAAGAUACGAUACGAUGCAAACGCCGACGGUGGUCUCCCUUGCAAAAAGUAAAAGAAAAAUAGGCCACCGAAAGUCUCGACUUUAGAAGCACAGGCAGAACUAGAACUGAAGAAAGACAUUGCUAGUUGAGGGGUGAAUGAGUGAGUGGGUGUGUAUGUGUGUGUGUGCAGUGUGCACAUUCGUAUGCGUGUGUGAGAGAAACGACGAGCAAACGUGGUGAGCAUGAAAGUUAAAAUGACACGGAGGAACAAAUUACCGAAGGAAAUGAUCGAAAUACAGAGCGUGAUCCUUUUGCCGAAAGGGUUACGUUAAAAACAGAAUACUAAUGGCGCGUGUACGAAUGCUAAACGAUAUAGGGAUGUGAUGGUACCCGACAUUUUGGGCUUGGUUCGGAUCGAACCAAAAAAGCGCGGCAGAUUCGGAUGAACAUCCGAAACGUACUCCCUCGAUUAGCUCGAUUAUUUUCGGUCAGGUCGGUAAAAAUCAACUGGGAUCGCAUUCUAGCAUCGGUCGACUUCCAAAUUUGAAAUUUCUAAAUUUCUAAAAUAAAUUCUCAAGGUUCGACCGGGUUCGAUUUUUUCACCGACCUGAUCAGAUCGCAAUCGAGUUACUCGAUUGGUAUCUCGAUUCGGAAUCGUAUCUCAGUUCAGGUACCCACGUUCGAUUAUCUGCGCAUCCCUAUUAAACGGGAAUAGAAAGUUAAAAAUACAAAUGGAAUUACAAAUUUACAGAUUCGUUUCAAGAUGUGCAUACGUUGGACAAACGAGAACAGGACAGAAUAGAAUUUAAAAACUGCUUGCAUUUGAUGUAUGCACGUUCUGUCCUUGUGUGUCAAAAUUUACCCGUGUUGUAUAGUGGAAGUAAGAACGAACGAAUGUCUCGGUUGCGUGCACGAAGGAUGGGGGUUUUGGUAGAAAAUGGGCUGGGGAAUAGUGUCUGUCAAAUAAAGAAAAUAGUGUAUAUAUAUACGUGCAUACACGCAUAUAUAAAUAUAUAUAUAUGUAUGUAUGUAUAAGAGCUUACGAGAUCGAGAGCAAAGUAAUCGAUGAUCAAGUAAAACGCGCGUAUCGACUAGUGCGAUUGCGUUUGAAUGAAACUAUCAAGCAUAUGUAUUUCAUGAGCUUUGAUGGAUUAAGUUUUAUUUUUUUUUUUUUUCUAUGUCUAAUUAUUAUUACUUUUUGUUUCAAUUUUCUAGACAGAGGAGAUUUUUAAAAUGGUAGCGAUAUAAUGUUUGUUCUCGGGAUAAAUGUAUUUGUAAAUGUAACUAAAAGCCAUUGUGAUCAAAUUGAAACGCGUAACAAGAAUUAUUUAAUCGAGGAAAAUAACGUUAUCGAUAAUGAUUUCGAAGGAAUUUAAAUGCUACGAACAAAGGGAGAAGAGAGAAAAUAGAUAGAGGGAAAGACAGAGUUUAUGGUAUGUUUUUGCAAAUGUAAGAAAACGAUGGGUAAAACGUGAAGUUUUUAACCUAAGCUCUCGAUCGUGCCAUUAAGCAAUUCCAAUGGGAUAUAUUUAUUGAUUAUGAAACUUUAUGAUUUUGAAAAGUGUAUAUGUUAUUGUAAAAACAAAACUAAGUACUAUUCCCCCUAUUGUCAGCUUUUGCACAUAUUUCGACAGUUCUUACAUAUACAUUUAUCUAAUGUAAUAGAGUGAAAAGAAAACGGAGGAAAACCACUCUAAUUUAUAAUGUUUGAUGAAAUGAAGAUAUUUAUAUCUACUUUGUCAUCGCACACCUUCCAUGCGGAUACUUCCUUUUUCAUUUAGAAGUGAAUUUCAAGAACAGUGUUUCCAUUCUCGUAAAAGUAGCAUAUGUAAAGAAACUAAUCAGAUUUGACUUUAUUUAAGAAAUAAUUAGAUGAAGAAGAUGAAGGCAAAUGGGAAAAAAAACAUGAGGUAAAUAAGUUAAAACAGAACACUUUCCCUGAUCCCUGCUUCUCCCUGACCCCAAAAUAUCCUACUCUAUAGAUAUCUAAAUACGUGUAGUUCUUAAAUUAUUUACUUUAGUUCGAGUGGAGAUGCCUGUAAGUGUAAUUUACUAAGACUUUUUGUAAAUAAAUUAUGAAAUAAACUAGACGUACUUUA